AUGCUGGUGGAGGCUGGAUGUUGGAAGAUUCGUCAAAGGCUAUUCUCAGUAUGUGUUAUCAAUUCUCUGUGGCAACCUGGAAGCGAAGGAUGGCCUUUGAAGCAUUUUAUACGAAAGAAGGAGCUUGUAAACAAAGCCAAAGUAAAUGCUGAGAGGGUUUCAAAGCAAUUUUAUGGAUUUAUCUGUACAGAGGUUGACAUCUUAUCACAUGAACAGAGUACCUUGUUUGAGCUGAAUCAGUAUUUUAGAUCUUCCCAGAAUAAUGGAAGUGUUAGAGGUGAAAUCUUAUCUGCUCGAAAAAUCAUUGAUGCUCACCUUCAUUUAAUAAGUAUCUUGGAGGAUAGGGGGAAAUCUGAUUUAUAUACCUAUCUGACAACACAUUCAGAAGAAAGAAUAUCCAGUAACCAGUUCUCCAUUGAAACUUUGGUUCACUUUUGGAAGUUUUGGAACUUCUGGAAGGAUGAGAUUGUGAAUAUAUUAGAAUAUCUCGGUGGAGCUAUUAAGAAAUAUGUGGAUUAUAAAGAGUUCUGUUUGAAUUACUUGGGUGUGCUGAAGCAGCCCAAUAAGCGAACUCCUCUUUACCUUGUGCUCUACCCUGAGGCAGAUUGGGUAAGAAAAACCAAUGACAGAUUUUUGCAUAGAAAUGGAAAAUUGGUCUUCAUUGAUGCUAGUCAGUUUGUCUCUGCUGCCAGGAGUUAUUGGUGUGCAGAAUUACUUUCUGUAGGCAUAAAGAUUUUGGAAAAUCUUGAAAACUUGUAUCAGUUCUGUACCAGGAAUUCCUUUCCUGUGUUUUGCCAAAGCAUUCCUCUUAUUUAUAUAUUUGAUGCGACUAAGUUUCUUAUGAAGACAGGGUCACUGCACUGCUGGCAUCCUCAUGCCAAGACACUCCAAAUGUUUCUCAAAAAAUCAAGUGAGCGCUUCUUUGGCUACAUAUAUCCCCUUGACUGGCGAAAAUCAUCUACUGAGGAUAUGGUGUCUCUCAGAGAAAAUAAGCUUGCUGGGAAUUUACUUAGAGAAGUUAUUCUUAAAAACAUCAGCUUGAAGGGAAACCUCACAUAUGGUCGAAUUGGGAGGGCAGUGAUGAUUAUGCUUGGGUCAUGUAAGCUAACUGACAAAUUUGCGGAAAGCUUUAAUAAGGAUUCACCAUGGAAAGACUUUAUUAAGAGACUUUGUGUUACUAAGAGAUCAGAAUUGUCUUCAAAGAGUUCUGCUGCUGCUCAGGAAGAACUUUCAUUGAUUUUGAAGCUCCGUGAAGCACUGGAAGACACUUACAAUGCCAACUGGCGAAAAGAAAUUGAUUUUGUGUCACCAGUUUGUUUCUUGUAUCUUGUGGAACACCUAUUGUUUUUAGUGUCAUAUUGCCAGGGAUACGUCUUCACAACUAAAGCUUUGGUGGUUGAAUGGCUUAUUUUCCAGCAGUGGAACACCACUCCGAGUGCCAGUUCACUGACGGAUGUGUGUGCAUCUGAGAAGACUGAGAUAUUGGGGGACACUUACAGUUUCAUGGUCUCCAUCGUUCAUGAGCUACUUUGUGAUGAGGAGGGAACAGUGGAAUGGCUUGAAAAAUCUAAUACAGAUUUGAAGGACUAUCCAGUGCUGGUGUUAAGACUAGUUGUGAUAAUGUGUUUAAUUUGUGUGAACUCGGGAAAGCAUUUUGAUUUACUGUUUGAUUUGCUCGGUAGGAACUGCAUUAUUUCACAUCUACCAAAGCAGUUCUAUGAUGCCUUUCUUGGUAGACAGAAACGCAGUUUUGUUGAAGUACUUGCAGAAGCUCUAAAGCAGAUCGAGAGUGUGCUUGUGAUAGUGAGUUGGGGAAAUAAUCAUUUUCACUUCUCUCCUGAUGCAAUUCUUUUGGAUGAUGUGGUUAACCAAAACAAAGAGGGCAUACUGCGUGUAUUGUUUCCGAAAAAUGUUUCAAGCCGUGGACAGCAAUCAUUUGUCUAUAGUGAUUGUGGGAAAGCGUCUGAGCCUGAUUCUUCAAACUCAUCCACUGCAGACCAGAACAUGAAGGCGAGGAAUGAAGCUGAAGGAAAGGAUCUGCAAGAGAAUUAUGAACGCUUCUGUGAAAUAUUUAAUGCUCUGAAGCCAUUAGAGAAUGCAAAGGAUGCGGGCAUGGAAAAAUGCAAUUUAAAUAACCCAAGGGUGCAGGUCUUGGUGGAGAAAAGUAUCAACCUCAUAGUUGCUGUCAUGACCCAAUACUUUCACAUGAUCCCUUGUGACAGUGAAGAUGAAAACAUGGCUGGGGAACCAAACAGGGUCCACUGCGAAGAUGGGAAUCUUCUUUGGCAUGCAAACAGAAUGGUUGAUGGCUUUAAGCAGCUUUCUUAUGUUCUGAAUUGGAGUCCAGUUUUCAGUGGGGAGAAUCUUGAGAAAAACAUGUCAAAUAUUCAACUACUUUUGAAGCAGUUGCAGUCAGGAAAGGCGAGGGUAGAGCCUUUCAUGAGACAGAUAUGCUUGAAGAAUGCUGCAGCUGCUUGGUCCAGGACUACUGAAGAUAAAAACGGAUGAUGCUAUGCUGAAGAAAUCACAGCUAUGAAUAAUGGCCCAACAAGAGAAGUGAAAAAAAAUCUGGGAAAAAUGUAGUCGAAAAUUUUCUGUCUUCUUCAAUCUGCAUUUUCUAUUUAGUGUUGAAGAAAUAGCUUAUGACUCUUCAAUGCCUUUUCCCAUUCCAAA
Messenger RNA from Vitis riparia (riverbank grape), 2673 nucleotides. RefSeq lists its product as uncharacterized. NCBI's taxonomy places the organism in Eukaryota, Viridiplantae, Streptophyta, Magnoliopsida, Vitales, Vitaceae. The transcript is spliced from 3 exons. The record is from RefSeq and is a predicted model, not a curated record. The coding region runs from base 1 to 2508 and encodes 835 amino acids.